CUACAACUAUAUUCACAUUCACAUUCACAUCCUCUUGCGCUCCCACCCAUCAUCACAACUCAUACCACGCCUCCUCAAUUCCUUGGAGCUGUAAAAAGCUUGCUCAAUAUGGCGCCGGCUUUGCUUGCUUCAAUUGACCUUGCCACUUAUAAGAAUCCCAGCCAAGGUCUUAACUCGCACGCUUUGUCCUUUAUCGGCAAUGUUUUCGUGCGCGUCACUCCCGAGACCGUUGAUCAGGCACUCGAACACCUUCAGCAGUCUGUAGGUCGCUAUACGAACUACCUCGGAGUCGCUUCCAUCAUAUCCACCGAAGACAUCGUUUCGCUUCUCGAUGCCGGCGCUGCCAAGGUCAUUGUCACACGGCAGCAACUCGACCAACUCUUAGCCUUGAAGAUUGAUCAAGACAGACUCAUACUCGCGCUGCCCGGAAAUACGAGGGAAGAGAUCAUUGAAUCGAUAAGCGGAACACAAGUCGACAUCUACUCUCACCAUGUUGAGGAUUUGGACCUCGUCGAAGCAUGGCUCAAAGAGUAUGGAACCGACAGGCCGGACGUCUUUGUAUCCUUCGCUUCUCUCGACAUCGAGGGAAUCCUGCGCAUUGCCAAACUCGCGGCUAUUCCUAUCAUCCCCGCCGAAGCUCUUACCGUCGAUGCAGCCAAAGAACCGGCCCUACUAAGCACUGCACGAUUACUCCUCGCAAACGCCACCAGUGACCGCCCGGAUGGUCUCUUCACCACCCUUGUGACUGAUGAGAGAGGAACCGCUCUUGGCUUGGUAUACAGCAGCGAAGAAAGUGUGGCAGAGAGUCUUCGGACCGGCAGAGGCGUUUACCAGAGCAGAAAACGUGGCUUGUGGUACAAAGGAGAGAGUAGUGGAGAUAUUCAAGAACUGGUCUCUGUUUCCCUGGACUGCGACAACGAUUGCUUGCGAUUUGUAGUGAGGCAACAGGGCAGAGGUUUCUGUCACCUUGCUACACCAACAUGCUUCGGAGAAUACACUGGACUUUCUCGUCUUCAGAAGACCCUGCAGAGCCGGAAGGCUUCUGCACCCGAAGGUUCAUACACGGCACGACUUUUCAACGACCCACAGCUGCUACGAUCGAAGAUUUUAGAAGAGGCCACUGAGCUCUGCGAUGCUAAGACUAAGCAAGAAAUUGCCUUCGAAGCCGCGGAUGUCUUGUACUUUGCUCUCACGAAGUGUGUGGCCGCUGGCGUAUCACUCGAAGAUGUGGAGAGGAAUCUUGAUGCUAAAAGCAUCAAGGUGAAGAGAAGGAGAGGAGACGCUAAGCCUGCUUUUAUGCCUCCAGCCACCGCACCAGCGAAUGGUACGAGUGAAAAGGAGGUAGUGAAAGAGGCAGCGUCUGUUCCAAAAAGCAAAGACGACCCCGCCGGUAUUAAAGACGGCAAGAUCGCUAUGAAGAGAUACAUCACUGCAAAGGAGACACCAGAGGCUAUCCAGGCUGCACUCCAGCGCCCCUCUCAGCGGUCUAGUGAGAAGAUUCUGUCUAUCUGCCACCCCAUCAUUGAUGCUGUCAAGACACGCGGUGAUGCAGCCUUAUUGGAAUAUACCCACAAGUUCGAAAAGGCCACUUCGCUCACUACUCCAGUUCUCAAGGCGCCAUUCCCUGAGUCGUUGAUGCAGCUUGCACCAGAGACGAUCAAGGCUAUCGACACCUCCUUUGAGAAUAUUCGCAAAUUCCAUGCUGCUCAGAAGGAAGAUAAGCCCCUCGUUGUCGAGACAAUGCCCGGUGUUGUUUGCUCACGAUUUGUUCGCCCGAUUGAGCGCGUUGGCCUAUACGUUCCCGGAGGAACGGCGGUUCUUCCCUCAACCGCUCUGAUGCUUGGUGUUCCCGCCAUGGUCGCUGGAUGCAAGAGAGUCUUGUUAGCAACGCCUCCCCGCGCAGAUGGAUCUCCUACCCCAGAAGUCGUCUAUGCUGCUCACAAGGUCGGCGCCGAAGCCAUCGUUCUCGCUGGAGGCGCACAGGCUGUUGCAGCACUUGCGUACGGCACGGAAAGUGUGGCAAAGGUGGACAAGAUCCUUGGACCAGGAAAUCAAUUCGUCACUGCCGCGAAGAUGAUAGUGUCCAAUGACACAAAUGCUGGAGUGAGCAUCGAUAUGCCCGCUGGUCCGAGUGAAGUCCUGGUGAUUGCAGAUGCUACUGCCAACCCUGCCUUUGUGGCAUCAGAUCUGCUCAGCCAGGCGGAACACGGUGUUGACUCUCAAGUCAUCCUGAUUGCUGUUGGGCUCAAUGAGGCCCAGCUCACCGCCAUUGAGGAUGAGCUUGAUCGCCAGGCGAAUGCUCUGCCUCGUGUCGACAUAGUCCGGGGCGCCAUUGCUCACUCAUUCACACUUGUUGUCGAGACUAUCGAGGAAGCCAUGAAACUCAGCAAUGAUUAUGCUCCCGAGCAUCUUAUUCUGCAAGUCCAAAAUGCCGAGGCAGUCGUCGAUUACGUUGAGAACGCCGGUAGUGUAUUCGUCGGACCAUGGACUCCAGAGAGUGUUGGCGAUUAUUCCGCCGGUGUAAACCACUCCCUCCCAACAUUCGGAUACGCCAAGCAGUACUCUGGUGUGAACUUGGGAUCGUACGUCAAACACAUCACCAGCGCCAAUCUCACGCAGCAAGGAUUGGUGAAUGUUGGCGGCGCAGUGAUGGAAUUGGCCCGGGUGGAGGAACUUGAAGCCCAUCGACGUGCAGUCAGCAUCCGACUCGGUGUCGCUUGAUUCAGGAAAACAAUACAAUUUAAUGGAUCGGUGAGGCGGACAGACCGCCCGAUCCUUACGCUUGUUUAGCGUAAACAUUGCAUGAUGCCUCGGCAUCAGCAGGGACUUAGUCGAUAAGCGACAGUUUCAGCAGAUCGUAAGGAGAAAACAACGCCGUCUCCGACUCUCCGUGAUGAUUCGAUCGCGCACCAGCGCUGUCGGGACGAAAAGAUUUUGAGAUGAAUUUUUGAAGGUUGAUGACGAAGAUAUAGGAUAUAGAGGAUUGCACUCCAUGAAGUCAUUGAAAAUGGUAUUUAUACCUAUUUAGUAGUACACAU
Aaosphaeria arxii CBS 175.79 is the source of this 3038-nucleotide messenger RNA. Its product is annotated as histidine biosynthesis trifunctional protein. The record is from RefSeq and is a predicted model, not a curated record. Bases 109 to 2721 code for a protein of 870 amino acids. The transcript has 2 exons. Gene Ontology annotation, molecular function: NAD binding; metal ion binding; phosphoribosyl-AMP cyclohydrolase activity. Gene Ontology annotation, cellular component: cytoplasm. NCBI's taxonomy places the organism in Eukaryota, Fungi, Ascomycota, Dothideomycetes, Pleosporales. Gene Ontology annotation, biological process: L-histidine biosynthetic process.